AUGGUACGAUAUUUGGAAUAUGAUGUCUUUUUUGUUUUGCGUAUAGAGUUCAUUUUAGCCGCACCAAACCGGAACCGAGUUCGUAUCCUCGCCAAAUCAUGCCCAGACAAUCAGAGCUUCAAAUCCAACGAUCCAGAUUCUUCACCGGAGACCACCAACGAAACCCAGGGGGAUCAGAAAUCGAUGUCACGGAGACAGUGGAUGAUGACGUGUGCGUGCUUAUCUCCAGCUUUAAUUACCAAUGCUUAUACCUUUGUCUCUGUACAAAACACAGCCGCUUUAGACAAGAAACCAGGUGUUUGCCAUGACUGUCAGGGCAUUGGUGCUCAUACACUAAUGUCAAGUUCAUUGACACCAUUGCUUCCCAGUGAUGCUGCGGAUCCUUUUGUUUGUUAUGUUCCAAAUGCCUACCAGCAGCCCUUUUAUUAUGGAUAUGGAGCGACUGGUCAAGAUUGGAGUGAGUUUACUGGCUGCAGCCCUAAUCUUGAGGGUGUCGACAUGAAUGCUGUAAGUGUGCAACUUAAAUCAGGGACAAAAACCGAUUUAAGUGAUAGUAUAUGGGUUACAACAAUAGAAUCCUUUGUAGAGAGAUGGCCUGCCGAAGUAAAGAGUCCUGAAAAGGAAUUUGAACGCGGUGGCUCUUUCUUGGCUGGGAAUUUUUCUUUCAAUAGGGUGAGAGUGUCCUUGGAAGGACUAAAUCCAGUAAGAAAACAUCCUGCCUAUAAGGAACCGUUAAUAACUAUUCUAAGAAGCCACCCGAUUGUGCAGCAUGAUAAUUUGAAUAAUAAAAGACGCAGGUGACUCAGUGAAACUAUGGGAUAUAACAAAGGGUUGUGAUAGAGGACUAUGGUAAGCAAUCCAUCAUGGUUUACUAUGGACACACAACUUGGAUGCUUAUCUUUACAUUUGGAGACUCCACAAUGCUUCACUGCUGAGAUGUAUUUAGCAGACCUCAAAGUUUCCGGACGACCUGAAGAUGAUAAGAUUAACCUAGGUCGUGAAACACUGAAAGGCCUGCUGGGUCAUUGGCUGGCGAAGAAGAAACACAAACCAAAACCCUAAGUUCUUGCCUCUGGAGAUAUCUAUCUGUAAAAGAUACCAAAAAUUUCAAAUAGUGAUUACAAACAAACAAGUUCAAAUAGCAUAUUUAAAUAAUGGGUUCAUUUCAUGCUUUGUUUUUCAACUCAUGUAACUUCUUUUUGAUAGUUAAAAACUCAUAAAACAAAAGAAAACUUUAUAGAUACUGGGUUUAUUUAAAUUACUCAUGACGAAAGUGUUUGUCCCG
Molecule: messenger RNA, 1285 nt
Organism: Eruca vesicaria subsp. sativa (arugula)
Lineage: Eukaryota; Viridiplantae; Streptophyta; Magnoliopsida; Brassicales; Brassicaceae
Source: the annotation of a GenBank genome assembly